GCCACUGUGGUGCCUUGGCUUGGCGUCACUGCCGGUGCGGUCGCGGGGCACUGUGGGUAGGACGGAGAUUAGGUCUUGCUGCUUCGAAAGAUGGCGGAUGCUUUUGGGGAUGAGCUUUUCACCGUGUUCGAAGACGAGUCAACGACUGAAGCCGGCACCAAGAAAGAGAAAGAAAAAGAGAAGGGAAAAUGGAGAGGACCGCCAGGGUCUGCAGAAAAGGGCGGGAAACAUUCUGAUGGUAAAUUACCAUCAGAGUCAACUAAUAGUGGGAAAAACAAGAGAGAGAUAGAUUUUGAAGGCACAGAUGAACCCAUUUUUGGAAAGAAGCCCAGGAUAGAAGAGUCAAUAACUGAAGAUCUCAGUUUGGCAGAUCUGAUGCCCAGGGUUAAGGUACAGUCUGUUGAAACUGUUGAAGGAUGUACACAUGAGGUUGCACUUCCUGCUGAUGAAGAUUAUUUACCACUUAAGCCUCGGAUUGGAAAAGCGGCAAAGGAAUACCCAUUUAUUCUUGAUGCUUUCCAAAGAGAAGCCAUUCAAUGUGUUGAUAAUAAUCAGUCUGUUUUAGUAUCUGCACAUACAUCAGCAGGAAAAACUGUAUGUGCUGAGUAUGCCAUUGCAUUGGCGCUAAGGGAAAAACAGCGUGUAAUAUUUACUAGCCCAAUUAAGGCUCUCAGUAAUCAGAAAUACCGUGAAAUGUAUGAAGAAUUUCAAGAUGUUGGUCUGAUGACUGGAGAUGUUACCAUUAAUCCUACAGCAUCUUGUCUAGUUAUGACUACAGAGAUUUUGAGAAGUAUGCUGUACAGAGGCUCUGAGGUUAUGCGAGAAGUUGCUUGGGUCAUAUUUGAUGAAAUUCAUUAUAUGAGAGAUUCAGAGCGUGGUGUAGUAUGGGAAGAAACUAUUAUUUUGCUUCCUGAUAAUGUCCACUAUGUCUUUCUUUCGGCUACUAUUCCAAAUGCCCGACAGUUUGCUGAAUGGAUUUGUCAUUUACAUAAACAGCCUUGUCAUGUAAUUUACACAGAUUAUCGGCCCACUCCAUUGCAGCACUACAUUUUCCCAGCAGGGGGAGAUGGCCUUCACCUUGUGGUUGAUGAAAAUGGUGACUUCCGAGAAGAUAAUUUUAAUACUGCCAUGCAAGUGCUUCGAGAUGCAGGAGAUUUGGCAAAAGGAGACCAGAAGGGGCGGAAAGGAGGAACCAAAGGACCAUCAAACGUGUUCAAGAUUGUGAAGAUGAUUAUGGAAAGAAAUUUUCAACCUGUAAUUAUUUUCAGUUUUAGUAAGAAAGAUUGUGAAGCUUAUGCUCUUCAGAUGACCAAAUUGGAUUUCAACACAGAUGAAGAAAAGAAGAUGGUUGAAGAAGUAUUUAGUAAUGCAAUUGACUGCUUGUCUGAUGAAGAUAAAAAGCUCCCUCAGGUUGAACAUGUACUUCCUCUUCUGAAGCGUGGGAUUGGUAUUCACCAUGGUGGUUUACUUCCUAUUUUGAAAGAAACUAUAGAAAUUCUCUUUUCUGAAGGAUUGAUAAAGGCCUUAUUUGCGACGGAGACUUUUGCUAUGGGAAUUAACAUGCCAGCUAGAACUGUUUUAUUUACAAAUGCCCGUAAAUUUGAUGGGAAAGAUUUCCGAUGGAUUUCAUCUGGUGAAUACAUUCAGAUGUCUGGUCGUGCCGGAAGAAGGGGAAUGGAUGACAGAGGAAUUGUAAUUCUUAUGGUAGAUGAAAAGAUGAGCCCAACAGUUGGAAAACAGCUGCUUAAGGGCUCAGCCGAUCCUCUCAAUAGUGCUUUCCAUUUGACCUACAACAUGGUUUUGAACUUACUACGUGUUGAAGAAAUUAACCCUGAGUAUAUGCUAGAAAAAUCCUUCUACCAGUUUCAGCAUUAUAGAGCAAUUCCAGGAGUAGUAGAGAAGGUUAAAAACUCAGAACAACAGUACAAUAAAAUAGUAAUUCCUAAUGAAGAAAGUGUAGUCAUCUAUUACAAGAUUAGACAGCAGCUUGCUAAAUUGGGUAAAGAAAUUGAAGAAUAUAUUCACAAACCAAAAUACUGCUUACCAUUUCUACAACCAGGUCGUUUGGUAAAGGUAAAGAAUGAAGGAGACGACUUUGGCUGGGGAGUAGUGGUGAAUUUCUCAAAAAAGUCAAAUGUUAAGCCUAAUUCUGGUGAACUGGAUCCUUUGUAUGUUGUAGAAGUGCUUUUACGCUGUAGCAAAGAGAGCUUGAAAAACUCAGCUACAGAGGCUGCAAAGCCAGCUAAGCCUGAUGAAAAAGGAGAGAUGCAGGUUGUCCCAGUUUUGGUGCAUCUCUUAUCUGCUAUCAGUAGUGUUAGACUUUACAUUCCUAAAGACCUUCGGCCUGUGGACAAUAGACAGAGCGUUUUAAAAUCAAUACAGGAAGUUCAGAAACGCUUUCCUGAUGGUGUUCCCCUGUUAGAUCCAAUUGAUGAUAUGGGCAUUCAAGAUCAAGGGCUGAAAAAAGUCAUUCAGAAAGUAGAGGCUUUUGAGCACCGAAUGUAUUCCCAUCCACUUCAUAAUGAUCCAAACUUGGAAACUGUGUACACACUUUGUGAAAAAAAAGCACAGAUUGCAAUAGAUAUUAAGUCUGCAAAGCGAGAAUUGAAGAAAGCAAGAACUGUUUUACAGAUGGAUGAGCUUAAAUGUCGCAAACGUGUUUUAAGAAGGUUGGGAUUUGCUACUUCUUCUGAUGUCAUAGAGAUGAAGGGACGAGUAGCUUGUGAGAUAAGCAGUGCUGAUGAGCUCCUUCUAACUGAGAUGAUGUUUAAUGGCCUUUUCAAUGACCUUUCUGCAGAGCAAGCAACAGCAUUGUUAAGUUGCUUUGUGUUUCAAGAGAAUUCUAGUGAGAUGCCCAAAUUAACAGAACAGUUAGCGGGACCACUUCGUCAGAUGCAGGAAUGUGCUAAAAGAAUUGCAAAAGUUUCAGCAGAAGCAAAAUUGGAAAUUGAUGAGGAAACUUAUCUAAGUUCAUUCAAGCCUCACUUAAUGGAUGUGGUGUACACCUGGGCAAUGGGAGCUACCUUUGCCCACAUCUGCAAAAUGACAGAUGUCUUUGAAGGCAGCAUCAUUCGCUGUAUGAGGCGCCUGGAAGAAUUGCUUCGACAGAUGUGUCAGGCUGCAAAAGCCAUUGGAAACACUGAGCUGGAAAACAAAUUUGCUGAAGGAAUCACCAAAAUCAAGAGAGAUAUUGUGUUUGCUGCCAGCCUCUACUUAUAAAUGACAGUAAGGAGAGGAGUCAACUUGCGUGAAAAAAACAGAUGUUCAAGCUUAAAGCAGAGGAUUGUAGAAAGCUGGCGCUUCAGCUGCAGGGCACGGAUGCUUUGUGAAAAGCGCAGCAGCUGCUUCUUAAUCUAAGCAGAUUCAACACUUGGGGUACUGUGAAGAGCUCCACUGUAGUGUUACAGGGUGCAUAAGGACCUGUUCAGAGUAAAACAGUAAAUCUGCGUUGCAUAGGGCCACAGCUGAAAAUAUUCAGAAGGUGUACACUUUGAUUUACAUAAAAGGUAUGUAUUUUUAAAAAUUUAAAUUCAGCAUCUGUGACACCACAUGAGCAUAGGAGGUAGGGCUUUGGCAAGUGAUUAGGUCAUGAGCCAAAGCCGUCAUGAAUGCAUCAGUGCUCUCGUGAGAGACCCAGGAGAGCACUCUUACUCCUCCCACGUGAGAAGACUGCAAGAGUCAGUUUGCAGCCAGCCGGAGGGGUCCUUGUCAGAACCGGAGUGUGCCACUGCACUGCUUGUACGUGUGGACUCCAGGCCAGCAGAAUAUAUUUUUGUUGUUCAUAAGCCAUCGUCUGUAGUGAUUGACUAAAGCAGCUCAAACUAAGACAGGAUGUAACAAUUUUGGGCUAAAAUUUCUGAAAAACAUUUAGCAUCCACUAAAGGCAUCUCACUGUUAAAAUUUGAUUUUGAAGCCGGUUUAUUUUUACUUUGCUCCUUGUUGGCUGAUCUUGUUAAUACUUAAUUAUAAAGUGCACUGUCUUACAGUUUCUUAAUAUUCUAUACUCUCAAUAUAAGGGCUUUCCCCCAACCCCACUGUAAAUGUCAAAGGGUCAGCUUGCAAGCUAAAAAUGGUUUCCACAUUUUUAAAAAGUUAUUCUUGAGCUGGAUGUAGCUCAGUGGUAGAGGGCUUGCCUAGUAUGUGGAAGGCCCCAGGUUCAGUCACCAGGACCACACACACAGUUACUUUUAAAAAGGAAGGAUAUAUGAUCUACAAAGUCUAAGUCUUCAUUAUCUGACAUUUUUUUGUGGACAAAUUGCUCAUCCCUGAGCUAGACUAACAGCAUGCUCAACACAGAAAUAGACCUUGGUCAACUUUGAAACACUGCUUCUAAGACCAACCCCAGCUACCUAAAUUGAUUGUCCCACCUACAUUUGAUAGCAAACUGUAAUGUAGGCCUCAGUUUACUCUUCUCUGGGCUUCACCAUCUUCAGGACUCGUGCAAUUCCUAAAUUUAGAUUUUGAUCCUAGGACCUCAGGAUUCUUGUGGUAUGUGGGUAAUAAGUUCUUCACUUGCCCAGUACUGGGCAUUAGUACACAAUUUAGGAAGCUUCUUCAUGAAAUAUUAGCAAUACUGGUACAGAAUCACUGCUAAGUGAGGAACUGUAUGAAUCCAAAUGUGUGAAAGAAAAGGCUUGGAUAGGUGAGUGACACCCUAAACUCAGAAGGGUAAGGCCCAAGGAGAGGACUUUUGUGGCAGGGAAGAGAGUAUAGGAGAGCGCCAGAAAGGAAAAUAUUUUCGUGCAUUCCUCACUCCUAUACCAUGACUGUUCUUUGAAUAAUCACAUAAAUUUGGAAUCUAUAUUUGACCAGACUUCAGGGAUGUCACCAAGUCUGUAAACUGGUUAUGUACAAGCAGCUCUGCCUUCACCCCCAGGAGCCCAGGUGCCUCUCACAAGUGCUGACUCCCUGGCACUGAGUUUGCAGGGCUGGGCUGCCUGCCAGAGGAGAAGCACAAUGGCCUGGGUGUUUGCUUUACGAGACAUUUUUAACUACAGGUUAAUUUGGGGGUGUCAAGAAUUCUUGAGGAUUUAAAUGACUACAUCUCCACCCAAAGCUGGGACUGACCCAUGAUGCCAGGAUGCCCAGGGAAAUGAGUCACUGCCUAAGGAAUUCGGAGAAGAGAGGUUAAUGUUGUACAUAAAUAUGGAAAGCAAGGAGAUGUCUGUGUAUUCAAGUUUGAAAUCAAAGCUGGGGCCUACAUCCUAAUCAAGUAAAUAUUUCCACUGCCUACAGUCAAUGAGAUGCAGUAGAGUUCCUCUUUUCCAGAAAGGCCGUGGUCUCUCUUAACAAACGUAUGUGUAUAGAGUUUUUCUCCUUACAAUUUAAAUGGCUCACGGUAACCCAAUUAGCAAAUUAUGGUUGAGCUCAUUUUCCCUGUGUGUGUAUUUCCAAGCUUGCUCUUCAUAGGCCCUGGCAUACCCACAGAGCCAGCCCGCCACUCAGGCGCUCUGUGUAGUCGUGCCGUCCUGUCUGCAUGAGGUUCCUAUUUCAAAAGCGUGCUCAAAACAAGUUUCUAUUUGAAUAUACAGAUGCAACAGAUGUUUUGAGAAGGAAAGAGAUGAAAGCAUGCUAAGAGAUGAAAGAUGGUAUACCUGAGGAAAAAAACAGUUGGUCAAAGUUAUGUGUCAGUCACCUUUUUACUGCCAGACCUGCAUCUGACCUUCAGAUAAACUGAGCUAGAGUGAAGUAAUCAUGAAAGCAAAGGCACCUGAUCGUCAGGAGUGGCCUACAGAGCUCACAGUAUUCCUUCCUAAACCCUUCUCCCUAUCUCACCUCUUUCUUCAUGAAGAUAUUCGAGUCAAAAGCAAAAACAGCGUAAAGUGCAGACCAUCAAUAUUAACCAAAGCAUAGAUUCCUCGGUCUCUGAUAAGAAAGCCACAGAUGAGUGAAUGACAACAAAAGGCCUGGGGUCUGGUUCUGGGCCUAUGAAGCCCAAAAGCUAUUCAGUAUAGUCACAAAUGUGUGCUUUGGAGACAGUUCCCAGGAUACUGGUGGCUCUCACCAUUACCUACCCUGUCCCUCCUCUCCUAGUGCCCUAACUAACUAGCUAAACAUACUUUUAGAAAGAACGCUAAGUUUCUGUAAAAAGGUAAAUGAAGUUAGGAUAGUAUUUGCUAUUAAUUACCUUGAAAUAACACAGUUCCCAUGGCACAUCAGGAACUUUUGAGUAUAUGUUUUAAAAAGGAAGCCCUAAAUUACAAAUCUGUACCCUUUUGCUUCCUCAGAAAAUUAAAUGAAUGUAAGAUGAAAGCCUUGCCAUUUACAGAAAUGUUGGAGAAGCCAAAAGUGAGUUUAUAAUGGUUUCGUGGAUUUGAAUUUCAUAUAACAUCUGCAAUUUUUACAUGGUUUUCACUUUGGGAAUUUGGUUUUUCAAAUAAAAGCAAGAUUUAGGUAAAGUUAAUUUAAAAUUCUCUCUGAAAAAAACUACCUCCCAUCAGUCUGCCCUUCAAAUUAUACUAUCAUGGAUUUUAAAAAUCUAAGCUUUAAAUAGUCAUAUGGUAUUUAAUGUGAUAAAUGAAAAAAAAAACAGGAAUCUGUAAAUUUACAUGGAAUACAACUAUAUAAAAAUCUACUUAUGAAGAAAAUUAAGAUACAGAAGUUAUAACUGAUCUGUUAGGGUAGAAAGCCCCAUGUUGAUAAUACACUAUACAGUAAAGUGUAUAAUUUUUUAAGUAAUUUAUAUUUAAAUAAAGGACAUUUAAAAAAUAAAAAAAUCAAUUAAAAGA
This is a messenger RNA of Chinchilla lanigera (long-tailed chinchilla), 6728 nucleotides long. It is a transcript of the gene Mtrex, whose product is annotated as superkiller viralicidic activity 2-like 2 (S. cerevisiae). The coding region runs from base 91 to 3219 and encodes 1042 amino acids. The transcript has 28 exons. Gene Ontology annotation, molecular function: RNA binding; RNA helicase activity; ATP binding. Gene Ontology annotation, biological process: RNA catabolic process; maturation of 5.8S rRNA. The record is from RefSeq and is a predicted model, not a curated record. Gene Ontology annotation, cellular component: nucleus. NCBI's taxonomy places the organism in Eukaryota, Metazoa, Chordata, Mammalia, Rodentia, Chinchillidae.